AAGUGAAUUAAUGGACAUUGAAUUUAUUGAUCCUGAUCUAAAUAUUAAAGAAGAACCCGAUGAAAAGACAAAUCCGAAGGCUAAAAAGUCAACAGACAUCUCAAGUGAGAUGAUAAACCAACUUUGCGAACUAGAAAUGCCAUCUUCGAUUAGUAACGAAACAACAAAUACUGAGGCGGACCUGCUGAAUCCUUUUAGUGAACUAAACUGCCAUAAAAUAAAAAUAACAUUUUGGAGAAACUUGAAUUAAAGAAUGAUGUAACCAAUUUGCCCAAAAUUGCAGGUAAUAGAAGGCGUAUAUAUGUAUAUACGAGCACUUAUUAAAUCUUUCAUA
Molecule: messenger RNA, 334 nt
Organism: Bactrocera oleae (olive fruit fly)
Lineage: Eukaryota; Metazoa; Arthropoda; Insecta; Diptera; Tephritidae
Source: RefSeq, a predicted model, not a curated record